Mya arenaria is the source of this 709-nucleotide messenger RNA. Its product is annotated as NADH dehydrogenase [ubiquinone] 1 beta subcomplex subunit 9-like. The record is from RefSeq and is a predicted model, not a curated record. The coding region runs from base 41 to 490 and encodes 149 amino acids. NCBI's taxonomy places the organism in Eukaryota, Metazoa, Mollusca, Bivalvia, Myida, Myidae. Gene Ontology annotation, biological process: mitochondrial electron transport, NADH to ubiquinone. The transcript is spliced from 4 exons.
ACCGGCCUUCACGUUGAAGAACGUCCUUGAAGAAGCAAAAAUGUCGGCAGGGUUUUUAACUGCCGAGCUUCUUUCACAUCAACAGAAGGUUUUACGGUUGUAUAAGAAGGCAUUGCGUCAGACGAUAGGACAGAAUGGCCGAAACUUACUCGACCAAAGGUACAACUGCUUACUGGUGCGACAACGAUUUGAGAAAAACAGAAAUAUGUCUCAGAUAGAAGCACAGACUGCUCUGGCUGACGGAGAAGAGGAAUGCUAUAAAUAUACAAACCCUUCUCCUUUAUGUUUUCCCAAUAGUGUUGGGGGCACGGCCUAUAUGCGUUAUCCUCCUAAACAGGAUGCCAUGAUCGAUAUGUGGCAUCCAUUCGAAAAGGCCCAGUUCCCGCACUACUUUGCAGUAAGGGAUAUUCGAAAGAGGGAACACUUAGAACGAUAUGACAAAAUGGUGGAGGAAUACAAUAAAAAACAGAAAGAAGGCGUCGAAGUUUAGAAGAUCAUUUUUCUUUGACAAAUACUAUGUAUUUAUUCUCUGAGACCUAAUGUUAUUUUAUCUUGACAUAUGCUUGCAUAUGUGUGAUAGUACAAAGCGAUAAACUUGUGAAAGAUCUUUUAGGAGUUUCAUAAAUGUUUUGGGUUCUGCUACAUUAUCUAUCUCUUAGUUCAGUUUGAUGUGUGUUUUUGGCACUGAAAAAUAAAAUGUAUUAUGGUU